Molecule: messenger RNA, 2010 nt
Organism: Micropterus dolomieu (smallmouth bass)
Lineage: Eukaryota; Metazoa; Chordata; Actinopteri; Centrarchiformes; Centrarchidae
Product: protocadherin alpha-8-like
Exons: 1
Biological process (GO): homophilic cell-cell adhesion
Cellular component (GO): plasma membrane
Molecular function (GO): calcium ion binding
Source: RefSeq, a predicted model, not a curated record
AUGGGGACCAGCACGAAAACGCGAGCAACGGACUGCUCCUGGUUUCUUUUGGCACUACUGCUGCUUUUCGGAAAACAGGCUUUGGCUCAGACAAGGUACUCUAUUCCAGAGGAGGUAGAAGAGGGAACUGUUGUUGGAAAUGUUGCGAAGGAUCUUGGCCUCGACAUCACUUCUUUGAAUGAUCGACGGUUCCGUGUCGUCUCUGAAAGUAAGGACCCUAUUUUUGAAAUCAACCAGAUCAAUGGGGCAUUGUACGUUCAAAAGCAUAUUGACAGAGAGGAGCUCUGUCAGGGGAGCGGUGCUUGUCUAAUAGAGCUAAAAAUCCUUGUUGAAAACCCUUUGGAAAUACACUAUGUAAUCGUAGAAAUCACUGAUGUAAAUGAUCAUUCUCCUGCUUUUCCUGAGAGAGAACAGAGAUUUGAAAUAGGUGAACAAACAUUACCAGGAAGGCGAUUUCAACUGCACACUGCUCGUGAUCCCGAUGCUGGAAUUAACUCUAUUCGUACAUACACUUUGACGUCAAAUGAGCAUUUUGAAGUAAAUAUUCGUGAAAGCGAUGCGGGUAAAAUACCAUUUUUAGUGCUGAAGAAAUCGUUAGACAGAGAACAAAAGGACAAACACACGCUGCUGGUUACAGCAGUUGAUGGAGGAAAACCUCAACGAUCAGGCACACUAAAUGUUUCUAUUAUUGUUCUGGACAGUAAUGAUAACCGUCCAAUGUUUAGUCAGGAGGUUUAUCAAAUUACAAUACAGGAAAAUGUUCCCAUCGAUACUUCAGUAUUUCAAAUGAAUGCAACUGAUUCCGAUGAAAGCAUCAACAGCGAAGUUGAAUACAGCCUUGGAAAAACCUUGAGGCAGAAAGUGUAUGAUAUUUUCGAGUUGGACAAAUUAACUGGAGAGAUUAGAAUAAAAGGUGCAGUGGACUAUGAAGAAAACGACGUAUACGAACUGGACGUUGAGGCAUCAGAUAAAGGGACACCUCCAUUAACCGGUGAGUGUAGAGUCAUUAUAAAGAUAUUAGACGUUAAUGAUAAUCCACCAGAAAUAGAAGUCACAUCGCUGUCAAAUACAGUGUCUGAAGACUCAAAGCCUGGAACAGUUAUUUCACUUAUUAGUGUGAAGGACAAAGAUUCCGGUGUCAAUGGAAAAAUUAUUUCGCACAUAUCCAACGACGUACCUUUUGAACUAAAGCCCUCUUACAAGGAAAACACGUACUCAGUUGUCACAAAGCGAUUUUUGGAUCGAGAGGAGGUGUCACAUUAUGAAAUAACAAUAAAAGCUACAGACUGUGGUGAACCUCCCUUAUCUACCUUUAAAACUUUGAGCAUCCAGAUAUCAGAUGUAAAUGACAACAGACCGCAAUUCUCUCAAAAUACCUUACAGUUUUAUCUGAUAGAAAAUAACGUAGCUGGAGCGUCGAUAUUCUCCGUGAGCGCAACGGACAAAGACUUAAAUGACAACGCAGUUAUUUCAUAUCACAUUGUGAGAGAAGGGAGCCAAAAUGAUAUAAUGUCUUUCCUCAACAUAAACUCUGAAAACGGAGACAUUUUGGCGCUAAAAAGUUUCGACUUUGAAACUCUGAAAACGUUCCAGUUCCAAGUUGUUGCCUCCGAUUCUGGAACUCCGUCACUGAGCAGCAACGUCACAGUGAACGUGUUCAUUCUGGAUCAGAACGACAACGCUCCAGUCAUCCUGUAUCCAGUCAGCUCUAACGGUUCUGCUGAAGGUGUGGAGGAGAUUCCCCGCAAUGUGAACGCAGGACACUUGGUGACUAAAGUCAGAGCCUAUGACGCUGAUAUAGGAUAUAACGGCUGGUUACUCUUUUCACUGCAGCAAGUCACUGACCACAGUCUCUUUGGUUUGGACCGCUAUACAGGACAGAUCAGAACACUUCGCUCCUUCACAGAGACAGACGAGGCUGAGCACAAACUGCUCAUACUGGUCAAAGACAAUGGGAACGUGUCGCUCUCAGCAACAGCUACUGUGGUGGUCAAACUUGUGGAGCCCAAA